GUGAACAGUUCCUGUGGGCUUGGAGUGAGAGUUUGGCUGCAUGUUCACAUGCUACUGCUAACUAUUAUGGCUUCAAAUGAAACUAAUGUGAUUUGGGAAAUACUUAAACCUAUUGAUGCUGAGAAGCUCAUCCUGGCGUUCUCCUUGUCGAUAUUAAUUGGUCUGCUCAUCGGGAUCUUGAUUUUCCUCCUCCUUACAUGGAUGUCAAGACGUAGAGCUUCGGUCAGGAUUGCCGGAGGUCAAAACCAAUCAUCAGAAUCCAGGGGCUCACGUAACCAGCACUGCCACCUCAGACACUACAAGAGUCACGGCUUCGACAAGAACAGUGAAUCUGUGGGAAGAGUGGUUUUAAGCGUUCACAGACAGACUUUUGUAGACCCCAAUGAGCUGCUGGGUAGAAGCCCCAGCUUCCAGAACACCACGUUUCGGCUGCCAAAAAAAAAGUCUAACAAGACUGGUGAUCAAACAGAGGAUGAAAGCCAAACUGCAUCACUUCCUAACAACACAGAUCCAUUUAGUGCAGAACCAGCGGAGUCCUUCUGGCUGGGGAAGGGCAGUCUAAGAGGUUUUCUACCCAGACAGAAUCCACCACCUGCUUAUGACAGUGUCAUCCACAUCUCUCAAGAGUCCUGUACCUGACUGCACUGUGAUAAGAGAUAAAGGACUUGCAAAGGAUCGUAUAUAAAUUCCAAAACACGGAUUAAAGGUGACAAAAAGGAAAAAAUAUAACUGAAAGCCUUGCUCUGAUUUGAUAGGGAUCUGAUUUAUCCUGUACUAACACUCAUUUGCAUUACUUUAAUUGGUAACACUGGUAACGCACUAUUAGUAUGUUGCAUUAACACACAUUUACAAACAAUAAGCAAUACAUUUAAUAGUAAUUAUUAAUUACAACUGUUCAUUGUUAGAUCAUGUGCCCUCUGGAUUUUAUGCAUUAACAUAACAUUUAUGCAUUAAGCAGACACCUUUAUCCAAAGUGCCUUACAAAGGUGGAACAAGGAAUUCGUCAAAAAGUCAACAAUACACAAUGACAAGCUUAUCAGAUAACUAGGAUGUAUAAGCAAAUGCUUUAAUUAACAUUAACUAAGAUUAAUAAUUGCAGUCUAUAAGUAUUUUUCAUUGUUAGUUCAAUGUAUUUAAUCAAUGUUAACAAAGUAAACCUUAUUGGAACCUUAUUGAUCCUGAACUGA
Messenger RNA from Carassius carassius (crucian carp), 1187 nucleotides. RefSeq names its product myc target protein 1 homolog. Bases 49 to 639 code for a protein of 196 amino acids. NCBI's taxonomy places the organism in Eukaryota, Metazoa, Chordata, Actinopteri, Cypriniformes, Cyprinidae. The transcript has 2 exons. Gene Ontology annotation, cellular component: nucleoplasm. The record is from RefSeq and is a predicted model, not a curated record.